GAGGGCAGAAUGUGGGCUGGGCCAAGUUUAGAAUUACAAGUGCAGUAGGAGCUGGAGCCACACUUUAAAUAGCCAGCACCUUCCCCUUCCCCUGGCUAAUCCUUCUUCCCCGACGGGACCUCUGGUAACAGCUGCACCAAGGUGGGAUGGAUAGCAGGGUCUCGGGCACAACCAGUAACAGAGAGACAAAACCAGUGUUCCCAGUCACGGAAAAGGUGGAGGAAGAUGGCACCCUGGAACGGGGACACUGGAACAACAAGAUGGAGUUUGUGCUGUCAGUGGCCGGGGAGAUCAUCGGCCUGGGCAACGUCUGGAGGUUUCCCUAUCUCUGCUACAAAAAUGGGGGAGGUGCCUUUUUCAUCCCCUACCUCAUCUUUCUGUUUACCUGUGGCAUUCCUGUCUUCCUCUUGGAGACAGCGCUGGGCCAGUACACCAGCCAGGGAGGCAUCACAGCCUGGAGGAAGAUCUGCCCCAUUUUCGAGGGCAUCGGCUAUGCCUCCCAGAUGAUUGUCAUCCUCCUCAACAUCUACUACAUCAUCGUCCUGGCCUGGGCCCUCUUCUACCUCUUCAGCAGCUUCAGCAUCGACCUUCCCUGGGGAAGCUGCCGCCAUGAGUGGAACACAGAACACUGUGUGGAGUUCCAGAGGACCGAAGGCUCCCUGAAUGUGACCUCUGAGAACGCCACCUCUCCUGUCAUCGAGUUCUGGGAGAGGCGGGUCUUGAAGCUCUCCGACGGCAUCCAGCACCCUGGGGCCCUGCGCUGGGAGCUGGCGCUGUGCCUCCUGCUCGCCUGGGUCAUCUGCUACUUCUGCAUCUGGAAGGGGGUCAAGUCCACGGGCAAGGUGGUGUACUUCACAGCCACAUUCCCUUACCUCAUGCUGGUGGUCCUGUUAAUUCGAGGGGUGACACUACCAGGGGCAGCCCAAGGAAUUCAGUUUUACCUGUACCCAAACCUCACCCGUCUGUGGGAUCCCCAGGUGUGGAUGGACGCAGGCACCCAGAUCUUCUUCUCCUUCGCCAUCUGUCUAGGGUGCCUGACUGCCCUGGGCAGCUACAACGAGUACCACAACAACUGCUACAGGGACUGCAUCGCUCUCUGCUUCCUCAACAGCGGCACCAGCUUCAUGGCCGGCUUUGCCAUCUUCUCCAUCCUGGGCUUCAUGUCUCAGGAGCAGGGCGUGCCCAUCUCCGAGGUGGCCGAGUCAGGCCCUGGCCUGGCUUUCAUUGCCUACCCGCGGGCUGUGGUGAUGCUGCCCUUCUCCCCCCUGUGGGCCUGCUGCUUCUUCCUCAUGGUGGUCCUCCUGGGACUGGACAGCCAGUUUGUGUGCGUAGAGAGCCUGGUGACGGCACUAGUGGACAUGUACCCCCGCGUGUUCCGCAAGAAGAACCGGAGGGAGGUCCUCAUCCUUGGAGUGUCAGCCGUCUCCUUCCUUCUUGGGCUGGUCAUGCUCACAGAGGGUGGUAUGUAUGUGUUUCAGCUCUUUGACUACUACGCAGCCAGCGGCAUGUGCCUCCUGUUCGUGGCCAUCUUUGAGUCCCUGUGUGUGGCUUGGGUCUACGGAGCCGGGCGCUUCUAUGACAACAUUGAAGACAUGAUUGGGUACAGACCACGGCCUCUUAUCAAAUAUUGCUGGCUCUUCCUCACACCAGCUGUGUGCACAAAGGAUAAACUGAGGCCCAGAGCUGUCAGACGGUUUGACUACCACCACAAUGCCACCUUCCUCUUCUCCCUCAUCAAGUACACCCCGCUGACCUACAACAAGAAGUACACAUACCCGUGGUGGGGUGAUGCCCUGGGCUGGCUCCUGGCUCUGUCCUCUAUGGUCUGUGUCCCUGCCUGGAGCAUCUACAAGCUCAGCACCCUCAAGGGCCCCUUCAGAGAGAGAAUCCGCCAGCUCGUGAGCCCGGCUGAGGACCUGCCCCCAUGGAACAGAGAAGCCGGCUCUCCUGCCACACCCAGGACAUCACUCCUCAUGCUCACAGAACGAGAGUCGCACUGCUAGGUGGUUGGUGCCUGUGAGCCUGGCUGCGGGGCAGCUGCAGGAGAGGGCGGGACAGCCCCCCUGAGCUUCUCUGCACCCCCUGGAGUAGCUAAGACAAAACGGGGUUUUUCUGGAACGCACCUCCUGAGCUGGGGGGCUCCCAUCCCGACUUCUGCUCCAGGGGUGCCCUGGCAGGUGGGAAAGGCCGCAUCAGGAGCACUCCCUUUGGGCUGGGCCUGGGAAGCUCGGGGAGGGCUGGCGAGUGGGGGGGACCACUCUGUUUGGGUGCUCCCCUUCCUUGCAUUAAAUCCCUGCUCCUCCCACCGCCGGCCCACAGUU
This is a messenger RNA of Manis pentadactyla (Chinese pangolin), 2321 nucleotides long. It is a transcript of the gene SLC6A13, whose product is annotated as solute carrier family 6 member 13. The record is from RefSeq and is a predicted model, not a curated record. Gene Ontology annotation, cellular component: plasma membrane. Gene Ontology annotation, biological process: sodium ion transmembrane transport; neurotransmitter transport. Lineage: Eukaryota; Metazoa; Chordata; Mammalia; Pholidota; Manidae. Bases 147 to 2003 code for a protein of 618 amino acids. The transcript has 16 exons. Gene Ontology annotation, molecular function: gamma-aminobutyric acid:sodium:chloride symporter activity.